Messenger RNA from Engraulis encrasicolus (European anchovy), 1412 nucleotides. RefSeq lists its product as uncharacterized. Lineage: Eukaryota; Metazoa; Chordata; Actinopteri; Clupeiformes; Engraulidae. The coding region runs from base 1 to 813 and encodes 270 amino acids. The transcript has 3 exons. The record is from RefSeq and is a predicted model, not a curated record.
AUGACCCCACCCCCUGUGAACUCGCCUCCCCCCUUGAUGAACCAUCAGCCGGAAGAACUCUCACCAUUCUACCCUCCCCCAAAUCUCACCUCUGAACCAGCCCCCACCAGCACAGUAUCACCUGGAGAAGACGGAACACACUCAAUACACACACCCCCACCCCUGCAAAACCAGCAACCCCCCAAUGUCACAGCUGAACAGGUCACAAUCACACUUAAGAGGCUCAAAGUUAAGGCAUCUGGCCCUGAUGUACUCUACCAAGGCCUAGCCAAGUUACAGCAGUCAGCUCGUUGUCUGUUCACGGGGGCACAGACACCUGCUAGCCGUCAUCAGUCUGCCAAGCGCCAGCGCCACACCUCAGGCAGGCUGGCUCAGGCAGCGGUUAGCAGGCAUCAUCGGAAGCCAACAGAGGACCCUGGUCGUCGAGCAGUCAGCUCAGCCAGCAGCCCAGCUGACAGCUCCAACUGGCGGUUCCCUCUUCGACAGCUUCACCACUCGUCUUCGGCUCAGGUUGUGCGUCGCAACAUCAGCACCAGUGGCAGGAAGGAGCCACGACGCACACCUGCCAGAGCCCGUCAUGGGGCGGCCACGGUCAGCGCCGCCAUCAAGAGUCAUUCCCCGAGUGUCCACCCCAGGUCAGCAGUUCCACACAGCUGUGUGGAGGAGCAGCAGGAGCAGCUUCACCAGCAUCACCCUUCAUCAGCAUCGGAGCCUCACCGGUCCAGUCGUCGUGGGCAGAUGGGGCGGCCCAGACACAGGACUUGUGACUCUAGUCAUCACUCACCCCACACACCAGGAGCUUGUGGCAGUUGACAGCACGGCCUAGGUCUGGGACCAGAUCACACGCCACCUGUCGUCUGACCCAUCAGCCUCCCAUCCUUUGACCUCACCACCAGUUUUCAACUUUGUUCCACAAAGUUGGGGGCGGCUGUUAAGAAUUGUGGGCCCUGAGUCCCCUGAGCCCUCAAAAGUCAGGCCUCUGCUCACUGUCCUUAGCAAGCUGCCCAUCCCCCGUUGCUGGUGGGCUACCUGUCCCCCCUCCCUCUACUGCUCUGCUCUCUCUGCUUGACCUGUACACCGGUGAUUUUCCACUCCUGGCCCUUGACUGUGUUGCUAGGGCCCCCCGGCAACAGGCACACCCCCUGGCUCGGCACCCCGCUGUGCUGCCGUGUGCAUAUAGGGCCAGGACAGAGGUCAGACCUCAGACCACUGUUCGGACGGGGAAUCUAUGGGACCCAACUCUCUCUCUCUGCUCUUGGACGUAUCGGGGUCCCAGCGUCCACUCGUGUACUCUUUGCUUGCCGUGCGUCUCUGAGAUAAAACCACGGUUUCACUUCUACAUCUGUGUGUGUCUGACUUCAUUGGACAUCUUCAUACUGUUCUGGCCGGACAGCCUGUGGUGUUUGUUGUUA